AUGGCCCAGUCUGUUCCUCCCGGAGAUAUCACCACCCAGCCCGGCACCAAGGUCGUGUUCAACGCCCCCUACGAUGACAAGCACACCUACCACAUCAAGGUAAGAGAGGGAUACUGUAGAAUGGGGAUUACUCUAGGGUUAGGUAGGGUUAUGGGUUACUGUAGGUCACUUUAGUCAUCCAAAUUUGGCGUAGAUUUGAUAUAACAGUAGCUAUGAAAUUCCUGUUUCCUGAGGUGGCCGUAACUGCGAUUUUGCUAUAGUAUUGAGCCUUGUACAACGAUUAUUAUUAUUUCGGUUCAUAUAUGUUUUCUUUGCAGGUGAUCAACGCCGGCGGUCGUCGUAUCGGAUGGGCCUUCAAGACCACCAACAUGAAGCGUCUCGGCGUCGACCCCCCAUGCGGAGUCCUCGACCCCAAGGAGGCCGUCUUGGUCGCCGUCUCCUGCGACGCCUUCAACUUCGGCCAGGAGGACACCAACAACGACCGUAUCACCAUCGAGUGGACCAACACCCCCGACGGAGCCGCCAAGCAGUUCCGCCGCGAGUGGUUCCAGGGCGACGGUAUGGUCCGCAGAAAGAACCUCCCCAUCGAGUACAACCCCUAG
Bursaphelenchus xylophilus (pine wood nematode) is the source of this 602-nucleotide messenger RNA. The record is from the annotation of a GenBank genome assembly. Lineage: Eukaryota; Metazoa; Nematoda; Chromadorea; Rhabditida; Aphelenchoididae.